AUGUUGUGCCCCAGGCCUAGCAGAUUUUUUGUCUUCUCUCUCCAGACCGUCCCCUUCUACAUAUUUUCUGAAUCUUAUGGAGGUAAAAUGGCUGCUGGCAUCGCUUUAGCGUUGCACGAGGCCGUUCAAAAGGGGAGCAUAAAGUGCAAUUUUGCUGGGGUUGCUCUUGGAGACUCAUGGAUUUCUCCUCUAGAUUCUGUGCUGUCUUGGGGACCCUACCUUUAUAGCACUUCUCUCCUUGAUGAUCAAGGUCUGGCAGAGGUGACUGCUGUUGCCAAAGAAGUAAUGGAUGCAAUAAACAAAAAUCAAUAUGGACUGGCCACUGAGCUCUGGAGCAAGGCCGAAGGUGUCAUUGAAGAGAACACAGACAAUGUGAACUUUUAUAACAUCAUGACUAAGGAUGUUCCAGAAAUGAAAGCAAAUGAACAAGAAAAUCUCCAUCUCAUUAGACUUUAUCAACGUCAUGUCAAAAAUACACACAAGAACAGCCUAAACGAUUUGAUGAAUGGACCUAUCAGAAAGAAGCUAAAAGUUAUUCCAGACUGUGUGAAAUGGGGAGGACAGUCCAAACAAGUCUUCAUGAACAUGGCCGAGGACUUCAUGAGACCCGUCAUUGAUAUUGUUGAUCAGCUUUUGGCGGCUAACGUCAACGUUACAGUCUAUAAUGGGCAGCUGGAUCUCAUUGUGGACACCAUGGGCCAGGAAGCCUGGAUCCGGAAACUGAAGUGGCCUAAUCUGGAGAAGUUCAGCCAGCAAAGGUGGAAGCCUCUCUACGUGUCUCCAGAGUCCACCGAGACAGCAGCUUUCCACAAGGCCUAUGAGAACUUUGCUUUCUUCUGGAUUCUUAAGGCUGGGCACAUGGUACCAUCUGAUCAAGGAGAGAUGGCGCUGAAAAUGGUCAGGAUGGUGACCCAACAGAAGCACUAGGGAAGGGGAGUGCAGCUCGAUUGGCUUCUUGCUGAAUGUCACUGAUUCUGCAAAAUGAGUGUCCAGAAUGAAUCAGGAGGAACAGUUGCUAUUUGGACAUGUAUCCUCCCUGGUCUUGCUGAUAGCGCGUGUGAGCAUUUAUGGAAAGGCCUAUUUCCUCUUGAAUGAUUUGUUGAUUUGUUGCUUUUGAAUUUGAGAGCUGUGGUUUGCUACCUUAGUAUUUCUCAUAAUGACUCUUCCGGUGGAGUCUCCACUGUCAUAAACAACUUGCUCUGAGAGCCUUUGC
Messenger RNA from Tinamus guttatus (white-throated tinamou), 1213 nucleotides. The record is from RefSeq and is a predicted model, not a curated record. Lineage: Eukaryota; Metazoa; Chordata; Aves; Tinamiformes; Tinamidae.